GUCCGCAUGCUUGCCGACUCAGCAGCGGAAUUCACCAAGGCCAUUGGUUUAGAACUUGAUGCAACUGGCCUCCUUGGGAACAUCCGAUCCAAGAGGUACUCCAUGUUGGUUGAGGACGGUAAGGUGAAGCAGCUGAACGUGGAACCGGAUGGAACUGGUCUCUCCUGCAGUCUGGCCGAGGGGCUGAAGCUGUAGUCUAUUAUGCUGCAGACGGUUUAGCUUUGUUCCAAUGGGUGUAAAAGCGCCAAAGCAUACAGCAGUUAUUGCUUAAACCAAUUUGUUGCCACUGCACUUUACCAUUAGAACACAAGAUGGUAAAUAUUUAGAAAUGUAUCAAUUGUAGAAUAUAGAAGAAAUUUAUUAAUUCUAGAACAUAGAAAAUUGACCAUGUCCAAUCAGUACUUGUAUCCAGUGACUGUUUUAACGUUGAAAUAUUUCGUAAUUUUCUCUUGGCGAGAAACUCGUAAAAUACCACCCUUCUACAUAAUUUUCUUUCUUUAUAACACUUGGCUAAUGACAUAAAAAAGGUGGGACAAGCAAUAGUCCUAUCUCCAUUCUGUAACAACAAAAGAAGAUAGAAAUAGUGGCUUUACUUGAUAAUGCUGUAACAGAUUCUUGAUGAUUGAUUACCACCAAAUAGUGACAUACACUUUAAUGGCCUUAUAUGACUAGCCAGAAAAAAUGACAUGGUUUUACUGCAACAUUAUUUUACUAAUUUUUCUUCAUGAAAUGUAUUCUGAGAUCAGUAUACAAUAAUAAGAGUGAAGGUAAAAUCUAAUUGGAAAUCAGUAUUCAUUUCAGUUACCUACUAAUGCCGUUUUUGUGUAUACCAAUGAUGAUGAAGCCAUAUCAAGUAGUAGAUUUCCAUUCAAUGUUUACAUUAUACCCUU
This is a messenger RNA of Branchiostoma floridae (Florida lancelet), 890 nucleotides long. RefSeq names its product peroxiredoxin-5, mitochondrial-like. Lineage: Eukaryota; Metazoa; Chordata; Leptocardii; Amphioxiformes; Branchiostomatidae. The record is from RefSeq and is a predicted model, not a curated record. Gene Ontology annotation, molecular function: thioredoxin peroxidase activity. Gene Ontology annotation, biological process: cellular response to oxidative stress; hydrogen peroxide catabolic process; cell redox homeostasis. Gene Ontology annotation, cellular component: mitochondrion; cytoplasm; peroxisome.